AAGAAGGGAUAUAAGACAAUAAUUGCACAUCCUAGUCAAAUUUAAAAUUGAAUGACUAAAAUAACAAUUGGUGUAAACUGAUUAAUAAUGACAUAACUAUGUUUUGCUGUUAUGUGACAAAGUGUCUAUAUUCAGCAGUCUUCUAAUGAUGAUGUGAUUUAUGAUUUAAAAGGCCUGAACCAAUAUGGAUGUUAUACCUUGCAUCAGAAGUAUAGCACCAACACCUAAUUAGCUCUCUCCUGAGCCCAAAGUCACUGAGCCCAACUCUCCCUUCAUGAUGCAGUGUGUGGUUUGAGCAUACAAUGAUGUGAGAGUGCCAUGAACACACACCCCGCAUCACUGUAGCAAGUUGAGAACUUCUGGAGGUCAACAAAAACAAGAUUUUCAUCUGAUUGUGAGUUAUUCUGUAACAUCAGUUGAACCUCUGACAGCACUCAGCGUCUCGGUUGCAUGUCGUCAGAUGUGCAACACAUUUGAGAUUUUCAAACGGAAACAAUACUUUUCUUUUUGGUGCUAAGUUACUCUUUACACUGGAAGGCUAUUGAAAUAACUAGUGGUCAUGUUGUUUAUCUUAAAACAAUCCUUGUCAGUGGGGCUGUAAUGCUGAGCACCACUGACGUUGUGUAUUUUAUUGUUAAUAUUUAAUUGUGCAUGUUUUUCAUCCCAUAGGCUAAUGGCUACUUUUAUUUAAGCUUAAUUUGGACCCCACUAAUAGGUCAUUUCUAGGGGUGUGUAUCUUUCCCCCGCAAUACAUUUCAAUACGAAUGUCGAUACAUGAUCUGCGAUAUGAAAAAAAAAUUUAAAAAAUGAUGCAGUUAACAUGUAACAAAUGUAAUCCAAUGCAGUUUAACUUUAAAGGAGCUGUAUUUAACUUUUUUAACAUUAGUAUAGCACCAUGCAACUAUUUGCUAUCCAGUGGCGUAAUGUCUUGCACUUUUGGCUGUGUUGAGAGGCAAUCAAAACACACAAUCACGGAUCUUGCACCUUUAAUUCAUAGUAUACUCGAUAUUGUCCCACAUUGUAAACCCAAUAAGGCAACAGUGGUACACUAGCACCCAAAGCAGAUUCCAGCAGAAGACACUAGGCGGUCUAAGCUAGCAAUGCUAAUUUAACAGCACUUGCUCAAGUCUAGCCAAAAACGGUAGCCAAAACUUUUGUGUAUCAGUGUUCUCUUUCGUUUUUGGGACUUUUUAUAGCUUAUGACAACGCUAGCUCCCUUUCCACUUAUGUACACGAAUAACGUGUAAAGUUGAGCCAUUUCAGUCUAUAUCUGUUUAUGACGGACUUAACGAUUUUUGGCCAAUUCCCCUCCAAAAUUGUAGUCAGAUUCAGAGUUUUGUAUCGACGUAGCCGUAUUUAAGACUCUUGUAUUGAUUCUCCAACAUGUAUCGGUUAAUCUUUACACCCCUAGUAAUUUCCAUUGCACCGGCUUACUUUUUAAAAACACGUUAAUGGUUUGGAAAUAAUUUAAGUAAUUUACAAGCAGUAUCCUUUAUUAGAAUAUUACUAGGAUUCCAUCCCAUAGUAUACUUCAUUUCAAGUAUGGUACUAUGAAUGUGUAAUGACUUUGUUAAUUAAUUUCAUUAUCCUAAGAGCCUAAAUACCACAUGUAUUCAUUUAAUAUUAUCAAAUAUGACACUAGCACUGCACAUCCAAUAUAAAUAUUUAGUAUCUUUUUCAUUUGAUCUUUUGCUUGCCAUAGCUUUUUUUUGAGGGGGGGGGGUGUUGGGCUGUUAAAGCUAAGUUUAAAGGGUACUGUUGCAUUAUGGUAAGAAAUGGACAUUUUAUUGAGAUUACGGUAUCUCACAAUAAUUCUAUCAGCUGUUGAAAAAAAAAAAACUCUGUGUAACUGUGUACUCAUUAUUGCUUGUUCGUCUCUUGCAAUUUAGAUAAAUGAUAUAACAUUAAGCUCAAGGUGGUUGAGUCUCAAGCAGUAGGGAGGCGGAAGCAAGCCAUGGGAGCUCCGUGCCCACUGAUCCCACGGGACUCACUGAAGACACCGGAACUGUACUUGCAGUGUUGGGUUUUAAUGCACUCUGUAUUGUGGCUAUUUGUUUAACUCCUGAAGUGUAGACUGUGGGGAGACCGGAGAACAAGUGGUGGGUAGGGACACAGAAAUGUAAAGAAGUAUGGAUAGUACUGAGGAAAUCAAAUAAUGACAAUAUAUUUAGUGUUCUUGAUUGUAUUUUGUAAUAACAUUCAGAAAUGUUGCAUGCAGUUUUUAUAUCACUAGAUAAGUCUUCCCGCAGUAAGCUCACAUUCUCAGUUUGAGUAUGUGAGUACGAUUUUAAAUCAAUCUCACAUUUGUUUUGAUUUUGGUUAUUCAAUCAAUUAUUGGACCCAGGUAUGUUUAGUAUACUAAUUAGUGUCUCACAUGUUUUGAGUAUGGUUAAUUACAUAGUCACUGAAGUUUAGUGAGUACUAGUGGGAAGUCAGUCCCAUUUGUGGGAUCCUAACCUUCCCACCCCCCUAAUCUUGUGCCUUCCAUUAUUUCAAUGGCCGUAUGGUCUUUUCUCUGCCUCCUUCGUGUGUGUGUGUUACAGCACCCGGAUAGCAAGAUGAUGCAGAUCAACCUGACAGGCUUCCUGAAUGGGAAGAAUGCCCGGGAGUUCAUGAGGGACCUGUGGCCCCUUUUGCUGAGUGCCCAGGAGAACAUUGCUGGCAUCCCGUCUGCUUUUCUGGAACAGAAGAAGGAGGAAAUUAAACAGAGACAGAUUGAACAGGAGAAGCUAGCUUCACUGAAGAAGAUUGAUGAUGAUAAGAAGGAAAAGGACAUGAGAGAGAGGGCUCAGUCAAAAAGCCCAAGGAGGCGGAAGACAAGGUCACCAUCACCACGACGAAGGUCCCCAAUGAAGAGGGAAAGGAAACGUAGCGCCUCCCGCUCCCCAAGACGCAAAGCCAGUCCAGUUGGCAGCAGCUCACCCCCUCCACCUCUGAUGCAGCUGCCCACGAAACCUUUGGAGCAGAUUGUGGAGUCAGAAACGUUAGACACAGCCCUGCCAGAACCAGUCACCCUAGAAACUCCUACCUGUGACGCAGUUGUGGAGGUGGUGAAGCCAGACCCAGUGACUGAAGUCAAAGAAGCUUCACCAGAGAAGACUCAUAAGAAAGAGGAGAGGCCCAGGUCUCGGGAGAGAGAGAAGGACACCAGGAGGGAAAGGCCUCACCACCGUUCUCGUUCUCAUUCCCGCACUCGCAGGCGACGCUCCCGUUCUCGAUCUUACUCCCCUCGUAGAAGGCAGAGUCCCAGAAGGAGGAUGUCUCCUCGUCGAAGGAGCCCCCCCAGACGGGGCCCCGCCAACUCCAGACACAGACCUAGACGCUCCCCUGUCCGCAGGAGGCGCUCUCGAUCUGCUUCCUCCUCUGGCAGCAGCUCCUCCAAUUCUCGCUCGCCUAAGAAAGCUAUGAAAAGAAUAUCUAACACACCACCCCGGAGACAAGUCCAUCAUCCUGACAACCCCGUUAGCCCUGCAGGGAAAGACAGGCGGUCACCAUCUCCACGGGCCAGAAGGGGCAGAGGCUCUGUGUCACCAGCCAGAUCAUCUGGUUUAAAGCGAAAACCAGGAGGAAGGGGGGAUUCUCCGUCUGAUAAUGUCAAGCCCAGACCGUCUGAAGGGUCCGAGUCAGAGGAGGAUAAAAAUGAGAAAGGGGCAACAGCAGAUUCGGUGCAGCAGCGGCGUCAGUAUCGCAGGCAGAAUCGACAGUCUUCUUCAGAUACAGGGUCUUCCUCCUCCGCAGAUGAGGGACCCAAGAGGCCACCAGCAGGGCCAGGUGCCAGAAAUGGGGAAGUCAGGCGGAGACGCAGCCGUACACCUUCCCCACGGAGGCGACACAGAGAUGCUUCUCCAAGGUUCAUACUUCGGAAAAGACGUUCUCCGUCUGCUGGACGCAGACGCCGCACACCGUCUCCUCCACGCCGUCGCAGAUCUCCCUCUCCUCCUAGAAGAAGGUCUCCUUCCCCACCGCCCCGUCGUCGUUCUCCAUCCCCCAGACGAUAUUCUCCCCCUAUCCAGCGUCGCUACAGCCCCUCACCGUUGCCUCCACAGAAGAGGAAGCUGUCUAGCUCUCCCGCAAAGCGCUCUUCUCCCGGGGCCAAGCGCCGCGUCUCAAGGUCGCCCAAGCGCAGAAGUUCUCCUCCUCAAAGGAGACGCACACCUCCAUCCUCAUCUCCAUCCAGACACAGGAGGAGCCCCAUGUUGCCUUCCGUCAGGCCAAGCAGGGAUACACGAUCCCCUGUUGCCAGCCGCCUCUCCCCGUCCCCUGCAAACCGCAGUCGCCCCGUUAGGGGUUCCACCAGUCCUCAGAGGCGUUUUGAAGCCUCCAGUUCAUCCCCAUCUAACCAGCGGAGACAGCAGUCCCCUUCACACAGUGGCAAACCCAUCCGCAGAGUGUCCCGCACCCCAGAGCCACGCAACAACCAGAGACCAUCUCCAAGUCCCCAGCCUAUGAGGAGAGCAUCCUCCAGGUCCAGAUCUGUUUCCCCCCAGCCAGCAGCUCAGAAACGUCCAGUCCCUGCCUCUGCCUCCCCCUCGCCAUCUCGCUCAGCCAGUGGGUCUCCACCACCAGCCAAAAAAGCCAGCAGUGGUUCCGGCAGUCAAUCCCCAAACAAGAAUUCUGAUGUUGACGGUAGUGGAAAGAAGAAGAAGAAAAAGAAGGAAAAAAAGCAUAAGAAAGAGAAGAAACACAAGAAGCACAAGAAACACAAGAAGGAGAAGAGUGGCGGCCCUGUGACUGGAGAUGGACACGAAAACCACGGUGGGGAGGAGGAUGGAGAGUCAAGAAAGGAAUCAGACAGUGAAGUAGAUGACAGCUUGGAUGACCUGGAGAAACACCUAAGAGAAAAGGCCCUGCGCUCCAUGAGGAAGGCCCAGUUAUCUCCAUCACAGAUGUCCUGAAAACACGGGGCUUUCUCACUUUUGAAUUUUCCACUCACUCUUGAUGUUUGUCAUCAACCUGGUUCAGCUUUAGAAUGUACAAAUUGUUAAAUCUUGAGUUUUUUUGUUUUCUUUUUACUGGUUUGGUACAUUCUGAAGAGUGUUUUCAUUAAGAGCUUGAUUCAUCAGUUAGUUUAUUAUCUUAACUGUAAAGAAGCUUGUGUUGUCCAUAAUUUUUAAUUGUUGAGCAGGGAAACGGUUUAAGUACAGAGGUUUGAGUUGUGCAGGUUUAAGAUAUUUACCAGAGCCUACAAUAGAUUCCUUUUGAGAAAUUAUUGCAUGUGCAGUGAUUGUCUCUGAUGUGCAUGAACCACUAACCUUAUGGAGUGUAGAGAAGACCAACAUACAGUAACAUACUGUUACUAUUGCCUUUAUUAGUGGAAACAGUUGCACAGCUAUGUGAAUUGUUAGAGGCUGUAACAGAAUGUCUCGUCCCAUAUUGUAACUUAAAACUUUAGCAUCAUUUAACCUACUGUUUUUCCUGACUUUGAAAUUGUCUUGUUUUAAGACAAACAGUCUGAUGUGAGACAGAGUACUCUUUAAUUUUCCAAAACAAUUGAUAUGCAAUUUUGUGUUGACACCCUUGCACCAGGCUAAUCUCCGUGGGACUGCUCUAUGAUUUGUAUUUAGAACCCCUGGCUCUUGUCCUCUUGUCAUCCUUUCAGAAUUAAAACCUUUUUAUAGGACGUGUGCUUUCCUUAAUGUUAA
Cyclopterus lumpus (lumpfish) is the source of this 5642-nucleotide messenger RNA. RefSeq names its product serine/arginine repetitive matrix 1 (gene srrm1). The coding region runs from base 2496 to 4895 and encodes 799 amino acids. Lineage: Eukaryota; Metazoa; Chordata; Actinopteri; Perciformes; Cyclopteridae. Gene Ontology annotation, molecular function: RNA binding. The record is from RefSeq and is a predicted model, not a curated record. The transcript has 15 exons. Gene Ontology annotation, cellular component: spliceosomal complex. Gene Ontology annotation, biological process: regulation of mRNA splicing, via spliceosome; mRNA processing.